AUGCCCCGUAGCUUAGCAGAGAGCCUGAGAGAAUGUCUACCAUGGAGGUGGACCCUAGAGCAACUCGUGGAACGCUUCUCAUGCGUAGCCAUUGCUCUAUACGGGUAUGAUCAGGGCAUGAUGUCCCUAGUCAAUACAAACACAUCCUAUCUCCGCAUCAUGAAUAUAUCAAGAGACUCCCCCCUCGUCGGGGUUAUUGUCGCUGUUUACUACCUUAGAUGCGUAGGAGGUGCCAUAAUAGCGUCGUUUUUUGCCGACAGAUACGGCCGAAAACUGUCAAUUCGCCUUUCAGUCGGCAUAACUAUAGUUGGGGGUAUCAUAAUGGUCACUCCUGGGAUAUUUUCGUCAUAUAUCGAGGAAACAUGGCACGGUUAUGCCUUCUGGGUCAUGCUAGUCGGGCGGAUCGUGCUCGGAAUUGGAAUUGGCGGUAUCGACACAGUAAUUCCCGUGUACAGCUCCGAACUUUCUGAGGGCAAUGCCCGUGGUACCGCUUUGGCAAAAGAGUUUCGAGCAAACAUUGGAGGGCUAUUAGUGGCGUUUGCAUUGAACCUCUGCUUCUCCCCACUUAUGUUGAUCAUGGGCAGACUACCGGAGUCCCCACGCUGGUUAGUAAGUAGAGGGAAGAUGGAUGAUGCUCGGGUGGUACUUUCAAACCUUUAUGGGGAUGACCAGGCAAACCACAAGCUUGAAGAACUCCAAGAAGCCCAACAAGAAGAAGUUGAAGAGGCAGCGGGGUGUCUCCUUGACAUGCUCUGCUGUGGACCUGGCCGGUUUCACCCCAACAUGAUUACGGUAAUGGUCCAAUUCAACCAGGCUAUGACAGGCGCCGGGGCAGUCUCAGUCUAUGGUUCGCAAAUAUUUCAACUUCUAGGACUAUCAUCAUGGGUAGCAGAGUAUGCAACCCUCGGCAACUACAUCUUUUACUUUAUUACCAUGGUUGUCACCACCAGUUCAGUCGACAAAUACGGGCGCAGGAAAUUAAUGUUGGGGGGUAGUUGUGGGUUGACAAUUUGCUUCACCCUUCUAGGUCUUGUCGCGAUGGGCGCCCUCACAGAUAACUAUUCGUUUAUAUUGUCCAUGGGAACCAUGAGUCUCGUGGCUUCAACGGCCAUAUUUGGAGCGUGCUGGUUGACGACUGUUUGGUUGAUUCCAACUGAGAUAUAUUCGGACAAGGCGCGAGCGCAGGGUGGUGCCAUCAGCGUCGUCGUAUGGGGUUUUGCCAACUUUAUUAUCACGAUCCUCACACCGAUUGGCUUCAACAAUUUGAAAUUCUGGUUGUUCUUCGUGUUUGCCGCUACCAACCUUUUGGCAGGACUGCUCGUUUGGGCAUUUUUGCCCGAGACCGGUGGCAGAAGCUUUCAAGAAAACCAGCAGUUCUUCGUAUUGGCCAGAGAAAGAAAGUCAUGGUUCGUACACAAGGUCGACAAUGGUAGCUUUUUAAGCUUGCCUCCUCCGUAA
Daldinia loculata is the source of this 1458-nucleotide messenger RNA. RefSeq names its product general substrate transporter. Gene Ontology annotation, cellular component: membrane. The transcript has 3 exons. Gene Ontology annotation, molecular function: carbohydrate:proton symporter activity. NCBI's taxonomy places the organism in Eukaryota, Fungi, Ascomycota, Sordariomycetes, Xylariales, Hypoxylaceae. The coding region runs from base 1 to 1458 and encodes 485 amino acids. The record is from RefSeq and is a predicted model, not a curated record. Gene Ontology annotation, biological process: transmembrane transport; carbohydrate transport.